Molecule: messenger RNA, 3572 nt
Organism: Acanthaster planci (crown-of-thorns starfish)
Lineage: Eukaryota; Metazoa; Echinodermata; Asteroidea; Valvatida; Acanthasteridae
Biological process (GO): early endosome to late endosome transport
Cellular component (GO): plasma membrane; tubular endosome; early endosome
Molecular function (GO): SNARE binding; guanyl-nucleotide exchange factor activity
Source: RefSeq, a predicted model, not a curated record
AGUUGACAAGAUGGCGGAGCAGGACGAUUUGGAGUUCAACCCGAUGUACAAAUGUUUACAGACAAGGUUCCGUGGUGAGUUUGAGAUUGCUCAAGACAACUGCUACCUAGUCUGCAUCCCGCAAACUGCCUCGUUGGUUGGAGUAUCAAUCAGCCUGGGACUUGUUCAAACACAUUUACUGAAACCAUCUCCCAUGUUAAAAGAUCAUUAUAUUAGCACAGAUAAGGACAAUUCCAAGACGAUAUCUGUGGAGGAUGGCAUCAUAACAUGUCUAGAAGGAUUCAGGCAACAAGAUACCGUAAGGGUGUUGUCAGAGGAGCUGGGCUAUAAUAAGAAUUACAAGCCAUUCAAGAUGUUGAUUAUCGAGAGACCGCUAGAGGGUGCCAGAAAAGGAAGGAGGGGUUCAGCGGGAUUAUCUGAUGAGUUUCUAACACCACGCACAACCUAUGCAGAGAAUUGUAAAUUCCUCAGUCUCUUCCAUGAGAACCGUGCCCAGCUGAGCAAUAUGCAGAUGAAGAUCUCUGAGUUCAACCAGACGUAUAUGAUACUGCCAGGGUACCUCAUGGAUACAGCAUGCAAGCUACGAGGCAUCUGGGAACACUCCAGACUGGCAUUCAGUGAAACAAAUAACUACAUCAGACUACAGUCAGACAGUAGGUUGGAAGAGGCAAUAACAGUGGCACUUGAGAGCUACAUCAUGGGCGGAGUUCACACCAAGGUCUUCAAGGCAGUCUGCCAGCAGAUGGCCGAGGAUGACCAGGUGUUGUACAGGCGGGUCCAAGAGCUGCAAGGGGUCAAGGCAAACCAGCUGGGGGUCAAAAAAGACUUCUGCUGCCCACUGCCAGCAGCUGUGGUUGAGUUGGCAAGACUUGACGGCAUUAAUAACCCUCAAGAAAAACUACUCUGUCUGAAAUCAACAUUGGAUGCUAUCACUGAUGAAGUGUCCGCCUAUCUCAGAAUGAAUCUUGCCCCCGGCUACUCGCUGCCUUGCCUUACAUCCGAUGAACUCAUACCCCUACAGGUUCUGGUGAUUAGCCAAGCCAAGUGUCAGUACCUUGCCAGCAACCUGUUCUACAUGGAACACUUCCAUUGGGUCAAGUCGGACCACAACGAUGUUGGCUACACACUGGUGUCGUUUAAAGCAGCGAUGGAGUACAUGAAAAACACUGAUUUCACUAAAAUCAUGGGAAGCCAAAAACUUAAAAAGGAGAUGACUGUUGAAGAACUGAUGGCGGAAUACAAUUCCAACUUUGAUCAAGAUCCCGAGCUGCAGAAUGCAUCGCCCCUGGCUCGUUCCACCAUUGGCAACAUCACACGAAUGAUGGAGAAGACCACCGUAUCGUCGGACUCUGAGGGUCACAAGACAAUUUAUGCAGGUAAACCAGCUGUAACAAAGCCAAGGACUAGUGCAAAUCCUGUCCCAGACGUAGUGCCCCAUUCGGAGAAGCCUGUGUUAGGGGAUUUUCUAUCGGCCUUACAGAAUGAUGUCCUGGACUGUACAUACGGGAAGCUAGACUGAAGGACUGGAGGCAAGUCUAACAGUGGAUUUCUGGCUCUUUGUGUUUGGGUUCCACUGCCUUAACUGGUUCUCAACAAAGUAUACGAAAAAGAAACGCUCUUCUGCUGACAAUGCACUGUGCUCAUGUUGUGGAGUUUGUUGAGUUUCACUGUACUCCAACCUCCAUGCAUUCCGUGCUCAAGCACCCCUUCAGUGGGAACAAAUGGAAAGAUGGGGCUGACACUUGGAAAUCACCACUGCCAUGCACUCAGUGGUCUUGCUUACCCCUCGUUUGUGCACAUUCAGAUAAAAAUCAAUUUUAACUUCAUGCUGUAAGCACACAGACCAGUGCACAUUGACUUGUUACCAGGCAGUUGGGACUGCUACACGUGCAGAAAUAUCGACAUUGUGGAGACCAAGAACGUUGUGACUUUCCUGUCUUUCCAGACAGCAGGAAUUGUGCCCCUAACACGAUGAAGGCCUACCUACACAGUCAUUUCUUUACAACCGAGGAUUCUGACCUUGAGGAUAGAAAAUGUAUUUCCUUUGUAUCUAUAGUAUAGAGUACCAAAUCUGACAUCAUUUUAAAUUUAGUAUAGAAAAGUGCAAACAAAUGGAGCACGUGCCCGUGUUGGUUCAUGUGCUGAUUCUCACAUUAGGGCUUUUACACACACAAUUGUGUUUGUGAUGUAUACACUUUGGUAUUUUAUAACACCGUUCCUUAGUUUAACUUACCAGAAUAAUGAAAUGGAAUGAAAUAUAACGCUAGCUUCUUGGUUUUCAUUUCCAACCUCAAUUGUCUCAUUGGAAAUUUAAAAGUUUACAUUUAACACAGAAAAUCCUCUGCAUUGGAAAGAAAGACUUGCAUUGCGCCCGCUGUAUCAAAUCUGAUGAGUUGGAUUUUGAUUGAGAUUAAAAUUGUACCUGUAUUUCUCUUGCAGUAAGGUGCAGUUUUGUUUGGGAAACACUACUUAACGUAUUGUGAAAUGUUCAGCAGCAAUUUUUUGCUGUUUUCCUGUGCAUGCAGAAACCAUUUUUUGAAGAACUGAAAAAUAUAAGUAGAUGUUUUAUUUGGGCUGCUUGUUAUCUUUCAUGAUUUUCACUUUUCAAUGGACUCUAUUUAGAUAAUAAUCCUAGGUAAUCGCAGAUGUGUGCAAUAGAAGAAUAAACUGAAAAAAAUUUCCGUUACCAAGAAAUAAAAGGAAAUCAGCAAUUUGGGGGAAAUAAACGUGAAAAGUAUUUCUCCAAAUAAUUAAUUCAGUCGAAAGAUAAGUGCAGUGUAACAGGAAAAUAUCUAUGCAGCUGAAGUCAAAUUUCCUAGUUCUUGCUGUUUCUUCCUUUGCAUAUUUGUAUAUUUUGGUGUCAAGGGCAAUGCUCUUGUAACAAUACGUGCUACUAAUUUGAGAACUAAAGUGGGGAGAAAGGGUGUUGACCGAAAUUUACAUGAAUCAAGUUGCUUGACUCAAUGUUUUUACAAUGCCCAUUUCUGUCACAAUUGGAAAACACUUUUCUCAAGUUCAUGCAUUUAGAGAAUAUACCAAUAUUUGAAGUUAAUUUAUGUCAUGUAUUUAUCAAUAUUGACGCCCUAAAGUAAAAACUUUCUCCUUCAGCUUCUCUGAUAGGAAAAUAAUUGAAACAAAUCAAAAGGAUGUAAGGAAAACACUUCAAUCUAACAUUGCAGCCAGUUUUUAGUUUCAUUUUUUUAGUUGUUAGAAACUGGUUAUUUUAGCGAUCCACCUGUUGACAAACGAGCGCUGAGAAAAAGAAAACUUAAAUGUACAAGUAAACAGAAAUCUGAACCUUUACACUUGUAAAUUAUUGUAAACGAAAACAGUUUUUAUCAUGAUUUAACUUCUUCUUUUUCUGGAUUUCAUUCACAUGUCAAUAUACACUACUCCCUCUAUUUAUUGUACAUUUAUUUAAGAGCAGCUUGUAAAAACAUACUAAAUAAAACUGUUUUGAUGAUUAAUCCAUGUGUUAUAUAUUAUGGAACGUGUUUCCUACAUUAACUGAAAUUUUUACUACUUACAAUUCACAAAACAGUGAAGUGAAAUAAAGCUACUAAGUAAUUUAA